Dalotia coriaria is the source of this 5890-nucleotide messenger RNA. RefSeq names its product no mechanoreceptor potential C (gene nompC). Gene Ontology annotation, cellular component: ciliary inversin compartment; membrane. The record is from RefSeq and is a predicted model, not a curated record. The transcript is spliced from 13 exons. Bases 451 to 5742 code for a protein of 1763 amino acids. Gene Ontology annotation, biological process: protein localization to ciliary inversin compartment; calcium ion transmembrane transport. Gene Ontology annotation, molecular function: protein binding; calcium channel activity. Lineage: Eukaryota; Metazoa; Arthropoda; Insecta; Coleoptera; Staphylinidae.
UGAAAUCUUAAAACAAUAAACGUACUUAUAAAGCAUUUGUUUUAACACUUUAAAUAAGCACUUAACUUGUACCGGAUUAGUAAAACAAUAAACUGAAGGUGUUUUAGUCAAGAUCCUUGGUUUGGAACUUUAGAUUCUUUAGAAGAAACGCUAGGUCACUUAUUUUGAUAAAAUCUAAGCCACCCCACAUUUGCCAACUGGUGGGGAGCGCUUUCGUGCUUGCAAUAUUAUUGGCCAAGAUUUUCAGAAGCCUCGCCGAGAUUGAAUGCGAAAGCCCGAUUUUCAGUGCAUGUAAACACGCCAAACGGCACACGCGCUUCUAAUAUUGCGUAAUACAACGCUAUGCGAACGAAACAAAAAGUGUUUUUCAAAAUCCCAACAAACUUUUAUUAUUUAUAAUGUUGACUAUUUUGGCAAUUGUAAUAAAGACAUAGUUCGAGUUUGUAAAAAAUGUCUCAGCCAGGCGGACGAAAAGGCAAAAACAACAAAACUUCCGACACUGGUGAUCAGAAAGAAAAGAAAAAUAAAAAAGAAAAAGAACCCAGUGAACCACCAAAAGAUGCCAAAAAAGAAGAAGACAAAGAAACCAGCAAUGCGGACAUUACAUCAAGCGCUGGUGAUGAAGAAGCACCUCCACCAAAACCACAAAGUGCUGGUGCCAGUAUUCGUGAUGCGGCCCAACGUGUGCUUUUAUUAUCACAGAAAGGAGAAUGGGGACCGGUGGACCAAACACUCAAGUCCAUGGAGAAGGCGAUAACGAAUGCUGGUGAAGAUGCCAACACAAUACCUCUACUGGGAGUUGCAGACCCGGCGACGGGAAUGACACCGCUGAUGUACGCUGUGAAAGACAAUAGGACCUCCAUACUGGAUCGACUGAUUGAGUUGGGCUCUGAUGUGGGCGCGCGGAACAAUGAUAAUUAUAAUGCAUUACAUAUAUCAGCGAUGCAUUCACGGGAAGAUGUCGUCAAACUACUUUUAACCAAAAAGGGUGUUGAUCCGUAUUCAGCGGGUGGUAGUCGUCAACAAACUGCUGUUCAUCUAGUUGCAUCUCGUCAAACGGGGACCGCCACGGCUAUUUUGAGAGCUCUUCUACAUGCGGCAGGAAAAGAUAUUCGCGUCAAAGUUGAUGGCCGCGGAAAGAUUCCUUUACUCCUAGCUGUAGAAGCUGGUAAUCAAUCAAUGUGCAGAGAACUGCUUGGUGCUCAAACCGCAGAUCAACUAAAAUCAACAGCACCUAAUGGCGAUACAGCUCUUCAUUUAGCCGCGCGGCGGAAAGAUAUAGACAUGGUGCGCAUUUUGGUCGACUAUGGAACAAGCGUUGAUAUCCGUAAUGGCGAAGGACAAACUCCUCUUCACAUUGCUGCUGCGGAAGGCGAUGAAACUCUCGUUAAAUAUUUCUACGGAGUUCGUGCCUCUGCAAGUGUCACUGAUAACCAAGACCGAACACCAAUGCAUCUCGCUGCGGAAAACGGACAUGCAGCUAUCAUUGAAUUACUCGCUGACAAAUUCAAAGCUAGUAUCCUGGAGCGUACCAAAGAUGGUUCGACAUUAAUGCACAUUGCUUCACUGAAUGGUCAUGCGGACUGCGCCAUGAUGCUUUUCAAGAAAGGCGUUUAUCUACACAUGCCGAAUAAGGACGGUGCUCGAAGUAUACACACUGCAGCAAGGUAUGGUCAUGUUGGAAUAAUCAAUACGCUGAUUCAACGCGGUGAAAAAGUCGACGUCACCACAAAUGAGAACUAUACUGCUUUGCAUAUUGCUGUCGAGUCGGCCAAACCAAUUGUGGUGGAAACUUUGUUGGGGUAUGGAGCUGACGUACACAUCAGAGGUGGUAAACUAAAAGAAACAGCAUUGCAUAUUGCCGCACGCGUCAAGGACGGCGAACGCUGUGCGUUAAUGUUGUUGAAAUCAGGUGCAGGGCCGAAUUUAACAACUGAAGAUGGUCAAACGCCUGUGCACGUUGCUGCACAAUAUGGUAACAUGCAAACUUUACAGUUUCUACUUGAAGAUGGUGGUGAUCCUCAAUAUAAAAACAAAUCUGGAGAAACACCACUACAUUUGGCAUGCAAAGGAUGUCGUCCAGAAAUUGUUACGUACCUCAUCGACUAUGUCAAAAUAAACAAACCAGAUCUAAAAUUAAGUCACUAUGUCAACGAGCUCAACGAAAACGACGAAAGCUCACUUCAUUACAUUUGUCACGUGAAAAAAGAAGAUGUUGACUUACCAGGUGCGGAUCGUGAAUGUGUACGAAUACUACAACAAAAUGGCGCUGAUGUUUCACUGGUAUCUAAGCCUAACCAUCAAACUGCUUUCCAUUACGUUGCUGACGUGGGCAAUAACGAAGUAUUCCUAGAGAUGAUAUCGCACAUGAACGGCACGGAUGUACAAAAGGCGUUAAAUCGCCAGUCAACAAACGGAUGGACGCCAUUAAGCAUUGCCUCCCACAAAGGUCACGUGGAAAUGGUCAAUAACUUGCUUAACAAUCAAGCCAGAGUCGACGUGUUUGAUUUGGAAGGUCGCUCCGCUUUACAUUUAGCCGCGGAAAAGGGUUACACACAAGUGUGUGACUAUCUCCUCCAAAACAAGGCCUUCAUUAAUUCUAAAUCGAGAAACGGUCGAACUGCCCUUCACCUUGCCGCAUUAAACGGCUACGUACAUUUGGUCACGUUUUUGAUCAAAGACCACAAUGCAGUCAUUGAUAUCUUGACUUUGAAAAAACAAACACCACUACAUUUGGCUGCUGGUGCUGGACAAAUUGAGGUAUGCAAGUUGUUGCUUGAUUUGGGUGCCAACAUCGAUGCCACUGAUGACCAGGGACAGAAACCUAUACACGCCGCAGCGCAAAACAAUUACUCCGAAGUGGCCAAGUUGUUCUUGCAACAGCAUCCUAGUUUAGUAAUGGCUACUACUAAAGAUGGGAAUACCUGCGCGCAUAUUGCUGCUGCACAGGGAAGUGUCACGGUCAUUGAAGAACUAAUGAAGUUUGAUCGAUCAGGAGUUAUAUCAGCGCGGAAUAAACUAACGGAUGCAACACCAUUACAAAUUGCUGCAGAGGGAGGUCAUGCGGAUGUUGUGAAGGCUUUGGUUCGAGCUGGUGCUUCAAUAACAGAUGAAAACAAAAACGGAUUCACUGCGGUACAUCUAGCGGCCGCAAACGGUCACGGAACUGUUUUGGAUGUACUAAGAUCAGGAAAUAACCUAAGGGUUGUUAGUAAGAAAUUAGGUGUAACUCCAUUACACGUAGCAGCAUACUAUGGACAAGCUGAUACUGUACGAGAGUUAUUAACUAGUGUUCCUGGUACUGUCAAAUCAGAACCACCAAGUGGUACUGGUAUAGUUCCCUCGUUAGGAAACGAAUCAGGGAUGACACCGUUGCAUCUAGCAUCAUUUUCGGGCAAUGAGAAUGUCGUCCGACUGUUACUCAACUCUGCUGGUGUGCAAGUUGAUGCUGCGACGCAUGAAAAUGCCUACAACUCAAUGCAUUUAGCUUGUUUUGGUGGUCAUACUACUGUAGUUGGUCUCUUAUUAAGUAGAUCAGCUGAAUUACUACAAAGUACAGAAAAACAUGGCAAAACAGGUUUACAUAUUGCCGCAACUAAUGGGCAUUUGCAGAUGGUAGAGGUACUGCUUGGCCAAGGCGCAGAAAUUAACGCUACCGAUCGAAACGGUUGGACGCCCUUGCAUUACGCAUCGCGUGCCGGUCAAUUCGAGGUUGUUAAGCUGCUCACUGAAUCAGGUGCUUCCCCAAAAGCCGAAACAAAUUUAGGGGCAGUUCCGAUAUGGUUUGCCGCAUCCGAAGGCCAUCAUGAUGUCCUCGAAUACCUCAUGACUAAAGAGCACGAAACAUAUUCGUUAAUGGAGGAUCGUCGUUUUGUAUACAAUUUAAUGGUGUGUUCUAAAAAUCACAACAACAGGCCUAUUGAGGAGUUUAUUUUGGUAUCACCAGCACCUGUGGAUACGGCAGCGAAGCUAUCCAAUAUUCUCAUUACGCUGUCUACGAAAGAAAAAGAACGCGCGAAAGAUUUAAUUGCGGCAGGGAAACACUGCGAGUACAUGGCAACGGAGUUAUUAGCGUUAGCAGCUGGGUCAGAUUCGGCCGGACGAAUAUUAACUGCGAUCGAUAAUAGAAACGUUGAAUUUUUAGACGUUCUAAUCGAAAAUGAGCAGAAGGAGGUGAUUGCCCACACGGUAGUACAACGAUAUUUACAGGAAUUAUGGAGAGGUGCAUUAAACUGGGCAACGUGGCGUACACUCCUCCUCUUUAUUGGUUUUAUUUUUGUUCCACCUAUAUGGAUUGCGUUUACUUUACCUUUAGGCCACAAAUAUCACAAAGUCCCUAUUAUUAAGUUCAUGUCAUAUUUGACUUCCCAUAUUUAUUUGAUGUUUUUUCUUCUUUUAACCGCCAUAUUCCCCUUCUAUCCCGUGGUACGACCAGGACUCAUACCCUAUUGGUACGAGUUGGUGCUUCUUGUAUGGCUUAGUGGUGUGCUACUUUUUGAAUUGACAAAUCCAAGUGAUAAAAGUGGCCUUGGUUGGAUUAAAGUCUGCGUGCUCCUUUUCGGCAUUUUUGGUGUAGCAGUACACCUCCUGGGAUUAGUAGCCGUAGAUAGGAUGUACUGGCCAACUUUGAUGUACUGCCGGAAUCAAAUGUUUGCCAUUUCAUUCCUGCUGGCUUGUGUACAAAUCCUGGACUUUCUAUCAUUUCAUCAUCUCUUCGGACCGUGGGCGAUCAUCAUUGGUAACCUCAUGAAAGAUCUCGGACGGUUCCUUGCAGUAUUGGCCAUCUUCGUGUUUGGUUUCUCCAUGCACUUCGUGGCGUUGAAUCAACCGUUCAAGAACUUUUCCUAUGAAGAUGCUCGUCGAUAUGGAACCUAUCCCAUAUCAACGGUUUACUUCGGAGAAGAAUUAAUCGUUAAUCAAAGCGCUAGGAGUAAUGAGGACGCGGAAUGGAUCAGAAAGGUAAUAUCGCCCAGGCCCUUCGCGUCUGUAAAACGCAAACAACAUCAACCGGUUGAGCCUGAAGAGGGCAUGCUAAUGAAUCCGUUAAAGGCACUCGAGUUGUUAUUCUUUGCGAUAUUCGGCCAGACGACGUACGAGGAUCUGCUCGUGACCACCGGCGUGCGGCCGGAAUGGACGAAAGCGCUGUUUAAACUUGUAUUCGGCAUUUACAUGCUCGUCUCUGUGGUGGUACUGAUUAAUCUGCUGAUUGCUAUGAUGUCUGACACGUACCAGCGUAUACAGGCCCAAUCCGAUAUUGAAUGGAAAUUUGGUCUGAGUAAGCUGAUCAGGUCGAUGCAUCGUACAACUUCCGCUCCAUCUCCGAUUAAUCUCAUCACAACAUGGCUGUUUUACAUGAUAGAUUGGUGUAAACAAAGAAUAAAAGCAAAGAAACGAACCAGCAUGGCCAACCUUAUCGGAGGAUUCCAGCGCACACAACAGCUAAGCCCCCGAUCCAAAUAUGGUCAAAAAUGGUUGGCCAAAGUAAAGAAAGGUCGUCAAAUUGCACCGAAAGAAUCAGUUGCUGCUCUCUCCGUCUCUCAUGGACUCAGCCCACUGGGAUCUCAACUAAGUUUUUCAAUAGCAACAAACCGCAUUGAACAUGUGACUGAUUGGGAAGCCAUUGCUAAUAAAUAUCGCGCUCUAGUUGGAGCCAUCGAUGAAGUGAAAGAAAGCGGCAAUGAUGAUGAAGACGACAAUGAUGAUGACGAUGAUGGCCAAGCUGGAAAUAACGUUGCAGCCUAAUUUAUGAUCACCUAAACUUAAGUCACACCUAGAAAUCACAAAUCAUCUAAAAACAUGUUAGUUCCAUAAAUGAAAGUAUAUUCUAAUUGUUAAUAGAGUGCCAUUAUUUGUACAUUGAAGUUUCAAAUAUAAAUCAAAUCUUCAAGAA